This is a messenger RNA of Anopheles gambiae (African malaria mosquito), 5141 nucleotides long. RefSeq names its product sex peptide receptor (gene SPR). Gene Ontology annotation, biological process: G protein-coupled receptor signaling pathway. NCBI's taxonomy places the organism in Eukaryota, Metazoa, Arthropoda, Insecta, Diptera, Culicidae. Bases 1596 to 2522 code for a protein of 308 amino acids. The transcript is spliced from 7 exons. The record is from RefSeq and is a predicted model, not a curated record. Gene Ontology annotation, cellular component: membrane. Gene Ontology annotation, molecular function: G protein-coupled peptide receptor activity.
AAGUUGCCGUUGACACUUUGUAUAUGGGUUUGACAGCAGGCGGAAUUCCGCGGCCGCGAAAUUCCGGUCCGUGUAUUUUCGGCCUCAAACUAUUGACUGACAGCAAAUCUGACGUUAAAUUUUGAGCUCUGCACAUUUUGUUUGAUACUUUGAAAUAUAUACGAGAAAAUGAUGUGAAACUUCGUAUAUGAAUAACAAAUGAGCAUAUCUCUAUUAAAAAAUACAUGUUGAGAAACUUUUCAACGCGUUUUCCCAUGAUUUGACUUUUUUUUUGUUUUUUGUACAGUUACCCUACUGAAAAAAAGUUGACGCACUGUUACUAUCUUGCAAAGUCUAUAUAAUACAGAGGUCAAUGCAUAGCUCGAUUUUGGUCCACCAUUUUGAAAGCUUAUUUUUGACAGUUAGAUGAAAAAGCGCUCACAAACGAUUCCAAACAACCAAACACUUUUCAGGGCUAAUUGUGCAUUUUGUGCUCAAAACUUAGUGUAACUAUACAUUUCUUUCUCAUGAACGUGGCAUGGAGUAGUUUUUAAGUAAUUUAUCGCUUAAAAAUGACCACAUUCAGAAAUCUGGCCUCUUAGCUUUGGCCCUCUUGAGCUGCACAUGAUUUCGUCGUAAUUUCGGGCACUGAUCUUGUUGUAAUUGAUAAUUUCAAUAUAAUUCUAUCUUUUCUUGAUAUUCGUCAACUUUUUUAGUACAAUAUUACAAAAAAAUGAUGUAAAAAUGACCGAAAAUGCUUUCAGACCACUGCAUGCACAACAACUAAAACCUCAAUGUAUGCUACGAUAAAACUAUUGAAGCUUUUUCAUCCAGCUGUCAAAACUAUACCACUCUUUUUGAUCAAAUGUUCUGCACGACUCGACCUCUGUAUUACACUUAUACACUUUGCAAUCUUGAAUAUGUGUUGUCAGCUUUUCGCAACCUGGCUGUUUUGAUACUAAGAUUUUCUUUCACCAACAUAACCUGUUGAUUGCAUUAUGAUUCGAAAUAUCGUUGUGACAACUAGGGAAUUAAUAUUAAUCCUAAAAUGUUUAUGACCAGAAUACGAUAACGCCAAGCUAUCCAUUAUUAUUAUGUGUAUAUAGUCAUAUGUUGUUAAUGAAUAAAAGUCGGUUGAAAAUAAUGUACAAACAAAUUUCAUUGCCUGCAAUCAUUUGUAGAAGAUGAAAUGUAUAGGAUAUAAAUUGUAGACACAUUUUCCAAGCAAUCUAUUAUUAAUAGAGGCUAUUAUUCCAUACAAACAAGACUUCCAUCAAAUAACUUUUAUUUGUAUUUCCUGAGUGCUGUGCGCCAUCAAUUGAUGGUUGUAUUGUUUCAUAGUUUUGCUUGUUUGUGAGUUCCAUCACGUCCUCUGCCAUCGUUCGAAGUGGGCACUCAUCUGCGCAACUGCGAUGCACAAUCGAACUAAAACCGAUCCCAGAAAAUUCGUCGGUCGGAGUAAAUAAAAAAGUGUAACUGGCCAGUGCACGACGAAGCUCCUGCUGGAACGAUUUGAGAUAAAAUAUAACAGUUGGCUGGAGAUAGUGCUCGAGUUCAAACGUACAUAUACUCUUCAAAUUUCUUUUUUUUUAAUCCAUAAGUGUAAAAUUGCAGCUAUGGCGUUAACAAAUCGUCCUGGUGAAUGUGAUCCAAACACCGCGAUUUCACCUAAAUUUAACAAAAGAACCAUGAUUGAAAAAAAUAAUUUCAAGUCAUACCAUUUAUUUCGGGGUGAUCAGUACCUAUCUAAUAUGAUAGAGCCAAAAAAAAACAGAGCACCGAUUAUUCUAUUCAACUCUCCACACAUGGCAACUUAUUACUAUUUCAAUGAAUCAACGCCUCUUUCGUCACAAAUAUUCUUUCCAAAAGAAAGCUCAGAAAACUAUAAUACUACUGGUAUCAACACGAGUACUUCCUACACGGUUCAUAUGAAUGAAUUGAAUAACGACUCGACAUACAGUUACUAUAAUUGCCUAGCAUCAGAAGGAAACACGUCUUACUUGAAUGUGUCAUGUGAAACCAUUCUUAAUUAUAGCAUUCCGUUGUAUGGAUAUUGUAUACCCUUUCUUUUGCUGGUUACCCUCACAGCAAAUUCUUUAAUAAUUAUUAUCCUCAAUAAAAGAAGCAUGGCGUCACCAACAAAUUGUAUUCUUAUGGCAAUGGCUCUUUGUGAUAUGUUUACCCUUCUUUUUCCGGCACCUGGUUUGAUAUACAUGUAUACAUUUGGAAACCAUUACAAACCAUUGUCACCUUUAAUAGCGUGCUACGUUUGGAAUGCCCUGAAUGAGAUUCUACCUGCAAUGUGUCAUACUGCAUCAGUAUGGCUUACAUUAGCUUUAGCUUUGCAAAGAUACAUAUACGUUUGCCAUGCACCUGCCCGAAAUUGGUGUACUAUUCCUAGAGUAAAAAAAUGCAUUGGUUAUAUCUGUGCUACUGCUUUUUUACACCAAAGCAGUAGAUUUUUUGACAAAGACUUUGAGCCUUUUGGUCUCAUUCGCCUCUUUGAUCCGACUUCGAAAAUAUUGGAGCUGAUUUCCGGCUGAGAUAGGAUCGACCAGCAGUAUCCGCAGCCGCCAUCGUCCGGAGUUACUCAGAGUCAGUGUCGGAGUCAUCCGAAGUCGUUCAGAAUCAGGCGGAAUCAGAGGCAACCGGAGUCGCCCAGAGACGGCAGGAGUCGUAAUCGACCGGAAAUGAUAGAGUCGAAUUUGGCCAAGGUCGGUCAAAGUCGGCCCCGGUGCGAGGAUGCUGUCGCAAAGCAUUGCUGCCGUUGCAAAGUGCUAUUCUUAGGCUGGCAAUACACGAACCGAGAUACCCAACAUCGAUAUUCCUGACAUUUUUGCAGUAACAAUUAUUUUUACUUUUUUUGGUGGAUUUGUUUGAAAAUUCAUGUCGAGAUACGAGUGUUGUAUUUUAUUUUGCAUGAACUACAGUAGAACGUCCAUUAUCCGGGCAGCUCGGGAACAGGCGGAUGCCGGUUAAUCGAUUUCCACGGAUAAUAAUCCAAAUGUCAAAUUCAUAUACAAUUUUUAAAAUUCACUGGUUUUACUAAAAAUUCUCAUCAAAAUAAUCGACUAAUCACUAGUAGAUUUUUUUUUUGAAUCAAUAACAAUGGAUUUAAAAUUGCCUUUUAUCAAAAAUGCCACGCAGCCUCGACUCAACACGGACUCUCUAAGGGACAUUACUGUCCAACAGGAAUUCAAAGCCGCUUUAGACGAGUCUCUACUAUCAGAAAACAGAUAUGAAACUACGAGCGGAACGCUCUAAAAACAAAAAUAAUAAACUGUGCAAGAAAUAUACUCCCACCACGUCGUGGCAACACCAAAUCUGGCUGGUUCGACGAUGAAUGCAGACAAGUGGCCGAACGUAAGAAUACUGCAUACCGAGCAAUGCAGCAACGGCAUAGAACGUGGGCAUGCGCAGAGGAAUAUUCACGGCUCAGACGCGAAGAGAAACGAGUUCACCGCUCCAAGAAGCAUGCUUUGGAAGAGCAAAACAUGCGGGAACUCGAGCAAACCAGAGAGGCGUACGGACCAACACGAAAGUUUUACCAAGCGAUAGCAGGUCACCGAAACAACGUUGUACCUAAGGUAACCUGCUGUCGCAACAAGGAUGGAGAUCUGGUUAGUAACCAGCCAGAGGUCCUCUCGCGGUGGGCUCAGUACUUUGAUGAAUUACUCAACGACCAGUUAAACGAACAGCUAGAAGCGCCACUAGCAGAUAGUGUCAUGCUACUGCCACCUAGCAUAGAAGAAACACGAAAGGCUAUCCGUCGGCUGAAAAAUAACAAGGCACCGGAACCGACUAGAAAACGAAAUCCAUCAAAUAGUUACUGAGGUGUGGGAUAGCGAAUCGAUGCCUUGUGAUUGGAAUCUCGGCAUCAUCUACCCCGUAUACAAGAAGGGAGACAGGUUGGACUGCAACAACUACAGGGGUAUUACGGUGUUGAAUACCGCCUAUAAAAUAUUCUCCCUGAUCCUCCAGGAUCGGCUUGUCCCGCACGUCGAAGAGAUAGUAGGAAACUAUCAAAGAGGAUUCCGAAACGGAAAAUCAACCACUGAUCAGAUCUUCACCAUGCGGCAGAUCUUGGAGAAGAUGGCUGAAUACAGAAACGACACAUAUCAUCUCUUCAUAGACUUCAAAGCCGCAUACGAUAGCAUAGCCAGGGUAAAACUGUACGACGCCAUGAGCUCAUUUGGAAUCCCGGCCAAACUAAUAAGGCUAGUUAGAAUGACUAUGACCAACGUCACAUGCCAGGUGAGGGUGGAUGGAAAACUCUCAGGACCUUUUGCUACCACCAAGGGUCUGCGCCAGGGGGACGGGCUUGCCUGUCUCCUAUUCAACUUGGCGCUAGAGAGGGCCAUCCGCGACUCGAGGGUGGAGACUACGGGAACCAUCUUCUAUAAGUCAACCCAGACCCUGGCAUACGCUGAUGAUAUAGACAUCAUUGGUCUGCGGCUCUCCUAUGUAGCAGAAGCCUACCAAGGGAUAGAGCAGGCGGCAGAGAACCUCGGAUUGCAGAUAAACGAGGCAAAGACCAAACUGAUGGCGGCAACAUCAGCGGACCUACCUGUAAAUAAUCCGAAUCUACGUAGGCGUGAUGCACAAAUAGGUGAACGCACUUUUGAAGUCGUCCCAGAAUUCACCUAUCUUGGGUCAAAGGUCAGCAACGACAACAGUAUGGAAGUUGAGUUGCGCGCAAGGAUGCUGGCUGCCAACCGGUGGUUCUACAGCCUGAAAAAGCAGUUCACCUCAAAGAACCUGUCGCGACGGACGAAGCUGGGACCUCACUGUCGUACAGCGUAUUAAGCUCGCCAGGCUCCGGCUGGCCAUGUUGUACGCAUGGAAACGGACGACCCAGCCCGUAAAGUCUUUUUAGGACGUCCACAAGGACAAAGGAGGCGUGGUAGGCCCAAAUUGAGGUGGCAAGAUGGCGUGGAGGCGUCUGCCAUUAAGGCCGGGAUAACUGGCAGACGAAGGCGCGAGACCGUGAGCGGUUUCGGACACUCCUGAAGCAGGCCAAGACCGCAAAGCGGUUGUAGCGCCGGAUAAGUAAGUCUUAUAGUCUAAUAACAAUAAUGUGGAAUGGCCAAAUGACAAACGUAUGUCAUGUUGAAACAGCAAAUUGGAUACACAAAUACACCAGCGAAGAUUUUUAUUACACA